Molecule: messenger RNA, 540 nt
Organism: Meloidogyne enterolobii
Lineage: Eukaryota; Metazoa; Nematoda; Chromadorea; Rhabditida; Meloidogynidae
Source: the annotation of a GenBank genome assembly
AUGCCUCUUGUAGCGUUGGCAAACGUUUGGUACUCUUGUAAUAGAAAGUCAAAAACAGUUAUAACAUCAGACGGAGUACCUGUAGUUGUAACCUUUAGUGGAGAAUAUUAUAAAGGAGAUUUUACAUUAAAUAAAUUGCUACAAAAAUUAUUUGUAACAUUUUUGGAACCUUAUACUCGAGUACAAAUGGAUAAUGAAGAAUAUGUACUUAUCCGCUCCAUAAUUUUUUCACAUUUUGUUACAAAUGGUCUUAGCAAAGAAGGACAGAAAUUUUUACUUUCUGAGUCAGAAAAAUAUUGUGGAAUAUUAAUGAGAAUGUUACAGAAACGUUAUGGUCAACUAAGAGGAGCAACAAGAUAUGCAGAAUUGCUUCAUUUAGUCGAAUUUUGCUUUAAAUGCGGAAAUCAUUUAAGCAUUUUCCUUAAUUAUGUGGAUAAUGUAUUAGAUCAAGGGCGUUUCGAGAAAGUAAUGCCUGCGCCAUUAAUUGAUCUUUGCCUCCGCUGCAAAAAUGUGAAAUUACCGGAAAUUACAGGAAUUUAA